UUGAAGCGAUGGCACCAAAACUUGUUCAAGAUAUUUACAAAUUAUUUUGGUUUCGUCUAAAUGUUCAAGAACCGGUAGUGCAACCUACUUUGUUUGAAAAGAAUAUUAAAAUUGAUCCAAAUAUAAUGAACGGAAAUUGGGACGAUGAUGAUGGUGAUAUCAAUCAAUUACGUGUUGGUAUUUGUUAUUUUCCUCUAAUUGGGCGAGAUUUGGCGUCUCCAAAUAGAAAAGUAUUUACAGUUGCAAAAGUAUUUUCACGAGUUACCAAUGAGUCCGACGAAGAAGUAUGA
Messenger RNA from Funneliformis geosporum, 290 nucleotides. The record is from the annotation of a GenBank genome assembly. Lineage: Eukaryota; Fungi; Glomeromycota; Glomeromycetes; Glomerales; Glomeraceae.